Molecule: messenger RNA, 1940 nt
Organism: Archocentrus centrarchus (flier cichlid)
Lineage: Eukaryota; Metazoa; Chordata; Actinopteri; Cichliformes; Cichlidae
Gene: lrrc74a
Product: leucine rich repeat containing 74A
Exons: 13
Coding region: 3-1940 (645 amino acids)
Molecular function (GO): calcium ion binding; protein binding
Source: RefSeq, a predicted model, not a curated record
CAAUGUCGACACUGUCUCUUGAGUCCCUCCGCUUAAACGAUGACGACUGUCCAUCCCCAGCUGAGCUCAAAGACUCGGAGGAUGAGUUUGACAAAGACUUGGAGUCAGAUGCAAAUGAGAUGGACAACAAUGAGCUGCACACUGCUGAAGUGUACAUGCAGGCCUGCAAGCUGGUGGGUGUGGUGCCAGUUUCCUAUUUUAUUCGAAACCUCGACUCUCCAACCAUGACGCUCACCUACCAUGGGUUAGGACCUUUGGGAUGCAAGGCACUUGCUAUUGCUUUAGUGACUGAUACUCACAUCAACACCCUGGAACUGGCAGACAAUUCCAUUCAAGCCGAGGGAGCCAAAUACAUCAUGGAGACGUUGAGGGCUAAUUUCACCAUUCAGCACCUGGAUUUAUCCAACAACCAUCUGAAAUCCACUGGAGCCGAGCAUGUCGCUAAAAUGUUGCUGGACAGCAUUUCAUUAAAAUCUGUGAAGCUUUCAGGGAAUGGAUUUAUUGAUGAUGAUGCUAAACAUUUUGCAGAUGCCCUGUCACUCAAUGCCAGGAUAAAGCAACUGGACCUGAGCCAUAAUGAGUUUUGUGGAAAAGGAGGGGAGUAUUUGGGGCAGCUGCUUGCGAACAAUGAGGGGCUGGAGGUGCUGGACCUCAGCUGGAAUCAUCUAAGAAUGAAAGGGGCUGUGGCGUUUUGUGCUGGAUUAAAGGUGAACAUGAUGUUAAAGCACCUUGACUUAUCAUGGAAUGGUUUCGGGAAUGAGGGCGCCUUGGCAAUGGGUGAGGCCCUCAAAUUCAACAACACUCUGGUGCAUCUCAACCUCAGCAACAACCGCCUCACCAAUGAAGGUGUCAGCAUGCUGUGCAGGGGUCUUGAAUUCAAUGACACGCUCAGAGUCCUGAUGCUGGCUUAUAACUCUUUGACAGUAGAGGGAGCACUGGCCCUUAUCAAUGUGGUGAAGAACACGCCUAAAACUGCCUUAGAGGAGAUCAACAUAUGUAAUGUGCUCGUAAAUGAGAACUUUGUGCAUCUGUUGGAGGUGACACGUCAGGAGCAUCCUGGUCUGGAUGUGCAGUACGGAGGCGUGGGAGGCUUCAUCGCUAAGAAGCCACCAAAACGUGUCGAUCCAAUGAAAAUCAUUCAGGAUUAUCUGGACCAGCGUAAACUGCGGCUGUGGGAUUUCUUUCGAAACAUCGACAAAGAUGGCAUCAUGAGAGUCUCUGUUUCUGACUUCAGGAAAGCAGUUCAGCAAUCAAGCAUUCCCCUGGACCGAUACCAGAUUGAGGAGCUGAUUCAGAGACUUGAUCGGGACAGGACAGGAAUUGUAGACUACAGGGGACUGGCAGAUACAAGGAAACAAAUGAUGAGGGAUCACCGCCGCCAGCUUAGGAAAGUUGAAUCCCGUCAGAAGAAAGAGAAGCAAAAGAGCGACCGCAUUCUCAAAACCUUCCAAAGUGCCGUGGAGGCGGUAACGCCUCGCAGCUCCAUGGUCAUCUCUCCGGGAGGUGCCAAAGAAGACUCAAGUGGGCCUCAACACUUUUCUGCCACCCCUCUCAGCUCGUGGCACCACAUUGUCAUGUCCAACAGCAGCCGCUACUCUGUUAACAUGAGCAAUGAGCAUGUCCACCUGCCCAUGCUAAGAGCCAGCACACCUUACCGUGCCACCACUUCCCCUGGAAUGCGCUCUUACUCCCAACCCAACCUCUCGGCUGACUCCCCUCACUCUGCUCCAAACAAGUCCAUCUCUGCUCAGGGUGUUCGCUCUGAUCCAGAGAUGAGCCACAGCAAGCUAAGCCCCACUUCUAACAGCCUGACGAGGUCCAGGCCUGCGCUUAAUGGAAAGCAGUCACAGGGGAAAGUCAAAACCAAGAAAGUGAAGAAAAAGAAACCUAAGAAGAAUGCAGAUAAAGCCUCGAAGAACCCUGCAGUGACUGUCAAGUGA